Necator americanus (New World hookworm) is the source of this 330-nucleotide messenger RNA. RefSeq lists its product as uncharacterized. Bases 1 to 330 code for a protein of 109 amino acids. The transcript has a single exon. Lineage: Eukaryota; Metazoa; Nematoda; Chromadorea; Rhabditida; Ancylostomatidae. The record is from RefSeq and is a predicted model, not a curated record.
AUGCGUGGAGGUACUGGUGGAGUUGGCGUCCUCGUCAACAUGAGUAUGGCAAGGAACAUGGACUCUUUCGAACAACUUACGACCCGAAUCGGAUGUCUGCGGAUGAGAAGAUGUGGUCCAACACCAGCUUUGACUAUCUUCGUCGCUUACGCUCCAACAUCAAGCUACGAAGAAGAAGAAGAAGUCGAAGCUUUCUAUAUGGACCUGGAGAAGUUCUACCGAGAAGAUCAUGCCUUCUACAAGGUCAUAAUUUUCGAAGUUGGCCCAAGAAGAGCGCUUGAGGAACUUCACUUCGGGACCCAUGACCUACAAUGGAAUGAACAGGGAUAG